This is a messenger RNA of Stegostoma tigrinum, 1827 nucleotides long. RefSeq names its product translocation associated membrane protein 2 (gene tram2). Bases 28 to 1143 code for a protein of 371 amino acids. NCBI's taxonomy places the organism in Eukaryota, Metazoa, Chordata, Chondrichthyes, Orectolobiformes, Stegostomatidae. The record is from RefSeq and is a predicted model, not a curated record. Gene Ontology annotation, biological process: SRP-dependent cotranslational protein targeting to membrane, translocation; protein insertion into ER membrane. Gene Ontology annotation, cellular component: endoplasmic reticulum membrane. The transcript has 11 exons.
UGCGCCGCUCGGGCCGGACAGCGGGCGAUGGCUGCUUUCAGAAAGCGGAGUAAAAGCUGUCCGUUCCUGAGCCAGGAAUUCUUCAUCCAGAACCACGCUGACAUUGUGUCGUGUCUCGUCGUGCUGGUCCUGAUCGGGCUCAUGUUCGAGGUUACGGCAAAGACAGCGUUCAUGUUUAUUUCCCCGCAGAACAAUGUCAGUACAGUGACUCCAGAUGGGGAAGUUGUUUAUUAUCUCUACGGAACCAGCGACUUUGUCACCAUUUUGUUCUAUAUUUGCAUCACCAUUAUCCUACAUGCAGUUGUCCAAGAAUAUGCACUUGAUAAAUUAAACAAACGGCUACAUCUAUCGAAGAUCAAACACAGCAAAUUGAAUGAGUCGGGUCAGCUAAUAGUCCUUCAUCUCACCUCUGGGAUCUGGGGCUUUUACAUCGCUGUGACAGAAGGUUAUGUGACUAACCCGAACAGUCUCUGGGACAAGUAUCCUCAUACAGAGCUCUCUUUCCAGGUGAAAUUUUUUUUCCUGUGCCAGCUGUCCUACUGGAUACACUCACUACCAGAGUUAUACUUCCAAAGAGUACGAAAAGAGGAGAUUCCACGACAGCUGCAGUACAUCGGUCUCUACCUCCUGCACAUUGCAGGCGCUUACCUACUCAAUUUGACACGGUUGGGAGUUUUGCUGUUGGUGUUACAAAGCGUGGCAGAGCUGGUGUUUCAUACAGCCCGUUUAUUCUACUUCAUCCAUGAGAACAACCAGAGGUUUUUUAAUGCCUGGGCAGUUGUCUUCGUUAUGACCCGUCUAAUGACCUUAACUCUGACCGUUUUGGUCGUGGGGUUUGGACUUUCCCGUGUUGAGCAUCAGACCUUUGAUAUGGAAAGAGGAAUCUUCAACAGCCUUCCUAUUCGGCUCUGUAUCCUCGUAACUGUGUGUAGCACCCAGGCCUGGAUGAUGUGGCGAUUCAUUAACUUCCAGCUGCGACGAUGGAGAGAGUUUCAAGCAGAGCAGGCAUCUCGUAGGAAGAUUGUAGGCGCAAUGGCAAUGCGAGGCCGGGUCGUACGCAGGGAACUAGGUCACCAUGAGAAUGGUUUGAUCAAAUCGGAGAAUGGCACCUCACCUCGGACUCGAAAAUCUAAGUCCCCCUAAACUGGACCAUACAGGGCUGGGGAAUCUUUCAGAUCACAUCACCCUGCCCUGGGGGAACAAUCUUGUACCUUCAAAUAUUGUUUCUUUUUCCCUAUCCUUCCCUUAAGCUCCGCUCAACCCCCAACUUCUUGUGCCCAUUUUCCAGGGAAGGUAUCGGCAAAUUGUUCUCCCCACAUGAUUAUCACAUUUUAUCCAAAUCUCUCCCACUUCCCACACCCUUCCCAGGAACAAAGUCUGACUUAAUCCCACCAGCCCCAAUCUGUCCUCAAUCCUAACUCUUCAUCUACACACUGGAUGAGAUAAACUCAGUCUGUGUAAGUUAGAGAUGGGGCCUGUCCCUCCCUGCUCAGAGUGUGGGUUCAGCACCAUCUUUGUGGUUGAUGGGAUUAACCUGUGUCUCUUAACAAGUUGGAUUGGUGUAAAAUGCAUUGGACACACGUCAGCCUGUACCUCAGCAACUGCUAGUGAUCCUUGGGGCCUCUGUCAGCCCCAGUGCGGGGUGUCCCAGUGCCUGGUUCCAGGUGACCCUGCCUGACAUAUAGUGUUUAUCUGCCCUACCUACAGUUCCCCAUGCGCAGCUGUGAUUGAUGGAUGAUAUCAUCGUGACCCUUACUGACCUUGCAAUAGUGCUGCAGUCAUGUACGCCACAAGCAUGACUGUAAAUAAAUGUGCAAAUUAAACAUA